Molecule: messenger RNA, 417 nt
Organism: Raphanus sativus (radish)
Lineage: Eukaryota; Viridiplantae; Streptophyta; Magnoliopsida; Brassicales; Brassicaceae
Product: basic transcription factor 3-like
Exons: 3
Coding region: 160-411 (83 amino acids)
Cellular component (GO): nascent polypeptide-associated complex; cytosol
Source: RefSeq, a predicted model, not a curated record
AGCUUAUGGAAUCUAAACCGUUGGAUCAAUAAACGAGCUUGGCUUCAAUAGUUAAAAUACGCAAAACUCUCUUGCGCCGCCCGCGUCUCUAGUCAGUCACUUGUUAUCUCCUUACCACACUCUCUGAAGAAACCAGAACCCUAAUCAUCAAAUCUCAAGAUGAAUCGUGAGAAGUUGAUGAAGAUGGCUAACACUGUCCGCACUGGCGGAAAGGGCACAGUUAGAAGAAAGAAGAAGGCUGUGCACAAGACUAAUACUACUGAUGACAAGAAGCUCCAAAGCACCUUAAAGAGAAUUGGAGUUAACUCCAUUCCAGCUAUUGAAGAAGUUAACAUCUUCAAGGAUGAUGUUGUUAUUCAGUUCAUCAACCCUAAGGGUAUACCUUCUAACGUUAUACUAAGGAAAUUGUAAACCUUU